UUCUACGUUUUAUACUCAUCAGGUCCAAUGCAUGAAUUCGUGUACGGGUGGCAAGCAGUUGUGAACACGAUGUCUAUGAAGAACAACGUUGAAGUUCGCAAACGAGCCGGUCUCCAACGCUUCGCGCUAGCUGGCAUCAACGGCAUCACGCUGGUGUCCCACAUCGGAGUCACAGAGAUCAUGAUCAAUGGGACCAGGACUUACUGCUUCGGAGGCGUGUCCAGACCUCCUGGCAGACGCAGUGUUAUUUGCAAGGGCGCCAUGUACCAAGAAGGUCGCUUUUCCUGCAAAGUGCCAUAUCUACGAUAUCCAUCAGUUUUUGGCUACAGAUACUGCAUUGACAAAAAUGCAGCUGUUAACUCUAUUGACGGGACAUAUAAAAAAACUUACUGUGCUAAAGGAGAGUCAUUACCUAAGUUCCAUUAUGAUUACAUAUGUGAACGACGUGAUAUCAAAGUCAAACGCAUCAAUCUAACUGAUCCUAAUGAGAGAUUUAACAUUAGGAAUCCUAUAGUUCGAAGAGCUGAGUACUACAGGGCACCUUAUGACAUAUUGAAAGCUUGUCCAGAUUGGUACGGAUGCAACCUCCAGAUUUCACAAGAGAUGUUACAUCAAGAACUUCCGAUUGGUUUGAUGGAUGCCAAUGAAACAGCUUUCGUUGGUCAUGGAGGAAAAUAUUGGCUGGCUCUUUAUUACACACAGCUCUCAACAUACGCAAUUUACUUCCAAGCUCACGGAGAGUACCCGUGGCAGUCGAACAGACCUAUCAUGUCCAUCGAUAAAGGUGGAAUUUGGGAACAAUUACUCAAGGCGAAUAUUGGUCCGGAUAUGAAUCUACAUUACAAUCUCAAUGGUAUCUACAACAGAUUCCCAGGUUCUGUGUUCCCUGAUCUGAUGAGGAAUGAUGGCCAGAUUCAACCGUCUAACUUCAGAACUGAUAUCCGUGAUGGAGGUUCAGAGGAUUUAAUUAUUGGCAAUUCUCACAUGCAAGCUGAGGGUGCAGGUGGAGAACCGAAUAUUGGGUCGUAUAAACUUCUGCACGAGGGUCAAGUCGGACCUUCAUUUGAGCAUAACAAGAACAUUUGAUACUGAUGUCCGGUUGUACAGAGAGAGUUACAGAAUAAAAUAUUUGUUCGACA
Molecule: messenger RNA, 1139 nt
Organism: Spodoptera frugiperda (fall armyworm)
Lineage: Eukaryota; Metazoa; Arthropoda; Insecta; Lepidoptera; Noctuidae
Exons: 8
Coding region: 28-1086 (352 amino acids)
Source: RefSeq, a predicted model, not a curated record